AUGGGAGAACUAUACUGGGACAAUGCAGGCAUUCUGGUGCAGCCUUAUGGAAAGGAAUGGCAAAUUAGACGACGUAUGCUUCAUCAGGCAUUGAAUCCCUCCGCUCUCCGCCUGUACAAGCCCGUGCAAGAAGCCGAGGCCACGAGGUUGUGUGCUGCCCUACUUGAUGGGCCGGAAUCAUACGAGAUGCUGAUCGACCGGUUCACGGCAAGUGUAGUUUUCAGCAUUGCCUACGGCCAUAGGAUAGAUUCUAUGAGUUCGAAGGUCAUUCGCGAAAGACUUGGGUUUAUGCAGUACUCGGCAUCCCUCAAUGUGCCAGGCCGAUUUCUCGCUGAGACAAUUCCCUGGCUCAAGCAUGUGCCAAAUAUUAUUGCGCCAUGGAAAGCAGAGAUUCAACGCCGAGGUCGUGAAGAGGCUGCUACAAAUAUGAGUCUUGUACGCCGUGUCCAGGAUGAACUCAAGAACUCUAACCUGGUCCCCGACUCCCUGACAAAAUUGCUUCUUGAAGCACGCGAGUCCGACCCCGCUGCUUUUGAUGUCCUCGGUGAACGGGACUUCUCGUUUGUGCCUGCAUCGCUCUUUGGGGCUGGCAGUGACACAACGGCUAGUACGCUCUGCAGCGCCAUCCUCAUGUUAGUGACAAACCCAGGCGUUCAAGCCAUUGCGCAUGCGGAACUCGAUCACAUUAUUGGAACUUCCCGAUUACCGCGGUUCAGUGAUGAGGCGACUCUGCCGUAUAUCAAGGCACUGUGCAAUGAGACGCUUCGAAUCCGCCCCGUCGCCGUACUGGGGGGAACACCACAUGCCAACUCUGUUGCCGACACAUAUAAGGGCUACACAAUCCCGAAGGGCACGACAAUUCUCUCCAACUCAUGGGCCAUCAAUCUCAACCCAAUUUAUUACCCGAACCCACACCACUUUAACCCACUCCGCUUCCUGUCCAUCGAUCCGGCCAACCUGCCAUAUCUUCCUCCCCUGCCAGAAGAAGACAUCGCUGAGGCAUCACCGCCAAAGUCUCACCCUGCUAAAGAAGGCCAUAGCUCAUUCGGAUGGGGCCGGCGCAUUUGUCCUGGUGCCGGACUGGCGCAGAACUCCCUCUUCAUUGCGCUGGCGCGCCUACUGUGGGCAUUUGAGAUUCGGCCAGCGAAAACUCUCGAUGGAUCUGAGAGUAGCUAUGAUACUUUUGCCUAUACGCAGGGGUUCAAUAUACGGCCCCUUCCAUUUAAAUGUGAGAUUCGGGCGAGGAGCGAGGAACAUCGGCGGGUUUUGAGGGAAGAGCUGGAAGACGCUGAGGCGGUUAUGGGUCGAUUUCCUCCGUUUGAAGAGUAA
Messenger RNA from Penicillium riverlandense, 1329 nucleotides. Its product is annotated as cytochrome P450. Gene Ontology annotation, molecular function: oxidoreductase activity, acting on paired donors, with incorporation or reduction of molecular oxygen; monooxygenase activity; iron ion binding. The record is from RefSeq and is a predicted model, not a curated record. NCBI's taxonomy places the organism in Eukaryota, Fungi, Ascomycota, Eurotiomycetes, Eurotiales, Aspergillaceae. Bases 1 to 1329 code for a protein of 442 amino acids. The transcript has a single exon.